This is a messenger RNA of Paraphaeosphaeria sporulosa, 3238 nucleotides long. RefSeq lists its product as uncharacterized. The transcript is spliced from 3 exons. Bases 416 to 2866 code for a protein of 816 amino acids. The record is from RefSeq and is a predicted model, not a curated record. Lineage: Eukaryota; Fungi; Ascomycota; Dothideomycetes; Pleosporales; Didymosphaeriaceae.
CCCAGCACCGUCGACCCUCUGCAGUGCGCCGCCUGCGACACUCCGCUGGGCUUUCGCGUCGUCGAGUCUCCUCCGGAAAAGCAACAGUUUCGGUGAGUCUCCGUCUUCCUAACAACCGGCAGGACGUGUGGUGAGGUACAUAUAUAUCACCCCUCGCGUCUGUGGCGUUGGCCUUGCUGGGAUCCCGCAUGCACAUCGCUGCAGCUGGGUAUUAACACCACAACAACCAUACCAUUUAAACAUGCCUGCGCCCGCAAGAGGUACCGCCCGCUGACUCUCAUCCAGCGGCCGCGACCUGUUCAAGCUCUCCAAGAUCGAGCUGCGAUGUCAAGUUGGCCCUGACCACCAGAUUCCAGUAGACCCUCACGUGCAGCAACCCGCUACGCUAGUCCACGACUCGCCCGAGCCAGCAGCCAUGGAAGUCGAAUCCCGGCCCCAUCAUCCACUGCCCGGCCCUCACCACAAGCACUACGAGCAGCACCAUGAUCACCAUCACCACCGCCGGUCAUUCGAGGCCACCAGACAGUCGCUGCCACCUCCACAGACGGCUCGUUCACCACCAGCUCCACUUCCCCUGCAUGGUGUGCCUCAAAAAUCACCCAGCAACCCCCCACUCGCCUCGCCGUCUCAGUAUCAUGCACCGCAACCACCCAAGCAGUCUCCUCGGGAAGAGCAUAGUGUGGUCAGCCGCAUGCCCUCCAGUGCCCCACAGUCGCACCCGCAUUCUCCUAUAGACCAACGAAAUGGCCAAAGCUAUCCUCGAACCGCCCAGGAAGUCCAGCUCGACGCCAUUGAGCGUCUCCAGACUCAAAUUUCACAGAACAGCAGCGCCUUGGUAGCCCAAAGCCGUGACAUGCGGCGUUACGAGGAGACUCUGAAGCACGAAGAAGACAAUCUCCGACGUGAGUUCACCACCCACUUCCAUCAGCAAAAUGUCGAAAUUCGACGGGUCGACGAGGCUGUAGGGAGACUGCAGCACGAGAUGCUUGGGAUCCGCGAAUUACUCGAAGGCCUUGGCCGCGAAGUGCAUGCCAUGCGGGGAGGCGGACUUAGUCUCAGCGGGCAGGACACUGCGCUUGAGCUCAUGGCACAGCAGAUGGCUGUCAUGAAUCACAAGACUAAUGAGGUGGAGACGUUGAAGAUCACCAUUGAGAUCAUGAAGAACAAAAUUCAGCGUCUCGAGGAGGUUGCUGCCGCUGCCGCUGCCGCUGCUCCAGCACAGGUGCCAUCAUCUCAGUAUGCGUCGCCACGGGAGGCUUCUGUACGCCCAGCCCAGCCACCUUAUCGCGCACCGCCAACACAGGUGCCGCAGAUCGAUAUUCCCGUUCCGUCUGGGCAGCGGACGCAGUCGUAUCACUCACAAGGCAGCCAGUCUGUUGUUGCUACUCCUGAUGCCUCGCAGCGACCUGAACCUGCUCAGACACAACCUGGAUGGGUCGCGGUCAACGCUGGCACGAAGCGCACACAUACAAAUGGCACAGACAGCCCCCAAGACUCCAUUGGACCAUCGCUCGGGUCUCCGGGCAAACGCCCUAAGCUAGCUGCCAUCGAACCUCGGGGUGCCUACGCCGGAGCCGCAUAUGCUUAUGAGCAUGCAGACACGGAUGACUCUGAUGCGGCUAGGAUGCAAACCCAUCGGCACACAUUACCUUCUCAAAGCCUUCCCCCCAACUCGGUUCCAUCCACUCUUGCUUCGCAGCACCACUUCAUCCCAUAUGGCACGCAAGAUGGACCUUCCGACGAGAGCUGGCGACCCGAGUCACAGCGCGUCAUGUCAGAGUUGCGCACGCCUCGUGGACGGGGUCGCGGCGGCGGCCCAGGCAGUCGCGGUGGGCGUGUCCGGAAGAGCAUGGGUGUCCAACACACUCACGCUCUGAGCACACCGGACUGGGAACGGGAUGACUGGCAGGGCGUCCCUGAUUCACAAAUCAGUCCCGAUGGAUUCUACAAUGGAACACGCUCAGGUAAAGGCAUCAUCCGUCGCGGGAGCGGUGGCAGCGGACGUGGCGGCCGGCCCGCCUCCAGCGGUCGCUCUGUAAGUUUAGGCCUACAGGGCGUGAGUGCCGGUGCGGAAUUCGGCGUGUCGGUUGAUCCCUAUGCUCACACCAAGAAGACCCGCACCAAGCCGAUCCGUAACGCGGAUGGCGUCUUGAUCCGCAAAGACGGCCGCCCGGACAUGCGCUCGCAGUCUUCGGCUGCGAAUCUGCGCAAGGUGCAUGCGCGCAAAGAAGAGGAAGAGCGCAUGACUGCGGAACAGGGGUACACGCCCACGCCGUCCAAGCUGUCGAAUAGCGUCAGAGGCACGGCGACACCUAGUCCUACGGGCUACGGACCGGCAGGUAGUCAAGGCCCCACUGCGAGCCAGCAGAAGCACCACGAGCUCAUGUCAAAGAUUUUCCCUAGUGGAGUGGAUGAAGUGAGAAAGGACCACGACUACGCGCGCAAGCUCUUCGACGAGGACAGGGACCACACGGCGCAGCCACGGACGGCUCAGCACCAGCACCACCAUCAUCGCCGCGGCUCGGCAUCGCACGUCGCGCGUUCUACGGAGAUCAAGCGCGAGCAUGGCGACGAGCAGCGCGUGUCUGAGAGCCAGAAUGAAGAUGUGGAUAUGGAUCGGCCUGAGGACCAUGCUGAUGAUGAGGGCCAGACGCCUGGUGGACAGAGCGAUGGCUCUGGGCGAGAGAGCCAGUAUCAUGAUGCGGAGGGGCAGGAGGCCCAGCCCCACGAGCAGCAGGGUCACGCUCAAAGACCCAGAGAAGAGGUCGCCCAGGCACCGCAGACUACAGGCGAGAGCUCGCAGACGCUGGGUGCUGCAUCGCAGAGACCGGCGGAGGGCACGGGGUCUACGGCUACACUGGCGUGAUUGAUCUUUGCACCGCUUUGAUUCUCGGUUGGAUUUUUGCUUUGCCUGAUUUAGCGAUUCUGUUCACGGUUACAUGGUUGUCUGUAUUAUCCUCAAUUUGGGGAUUAUUCGGGUGGGGACUUUUGCUUGGAUCCUCAAAAGUUGUACUACGAUAUGGCGUUGCUCUGUUUGGCAGUUGGUCAUUGUACUUUGCGCUGCUAUUGAUGAUAUCCACAUGGGGGCUUACUUGCUUUCGCGGUUGGCGGUUGUUGUACUAUUGGGCAAUGUAUCCACUUAGGGCCUUGGUUGCUUAUGCAGGCGUGCUACGUUAUUGGACCGUGGCGUGGGACGGCAAUAAAGAUACAUAGAUGCGUACCAAAGAAUGAACGAGGC